GGGGAGGGAGGGAGGAGGAGGAGGAGGAGGGGGGGCAACGCGAGAGUGAGCGGAGCACUAAAAAGUCUGCGAAGAAACACACGUUUGCUUUCUAACGUUCGUUUCUGACACAAGUAGCAGAGCUUUGAAGGCGGACUGUGCGAAACAUGCGACCGGGACGGAGUAAGCCGCUGCCGGACAGUUAGCCCAAACUACUGGAAGCGGAGGAGACGGAGAAAAAAAGGCUUCUCUUUUUAUUUUUGUAUUUUUUUUUUGGGCUGCCUCGAAUCGGGACGGUUGGUUGUUUCCCCGAAGCGAGUUGAGCAGAUUCAAACGGCCCCCCCCCUCCUGCCUCCCUCCCUCCAGUUUUACUACAGGACCCAGCGGCGAGGACCCUCAGCGACACCUUAUUCUGGGCUUUUUUUAUUUUAUUUUAAUUAUUUUUCGGUUUCGCGAAAGCCGGUUUGGAAACGGACGGAGACGGAGCCGCGCGGCUGUGGCCAGGACACCGCCGCUGGAAGCGGUAUAGCUCCCGAAAGGACUGAGAGGGGGAUAAGAGAGAGAGACGGGGAGAGAAAAAAAAAAGUUUUCAGCGUGUCUUUUACCAAGUUUUCCUAGACUGGAAACCAGAGCGGGAAGAAGAGGCCAGAGAGACUGACUUUUCCUUUCCGCUGGCAACUUUUUGUGGAGUUCGUCCAGUUUUGGUUUCCAGUUCAGCCCGAAGAAGCAGAAUGAAAACACCUGGAGAUACUGGGUUUGCCUUUCCAGAAUGGGCCUACAAGCCAGAGUCCAGCCCGGGCUCCAGGCAGAUCCAGCUGUGGCACUUCAUCCUGGAGCUGCUGAGGAAAGAGGAGUACCACGACGUCAUCGCGUGGCAAGGGGACUACGGAGAGUUUGUCAUCAAGGAUCCGGACGAGGUGGCCCGGCUGUGGGGGGCGAGGAAGUGCAAACCACAGAUGAACUACGACAAGCUCAGCAGGGCACUGAGAUAUUAUUAUAACAAGAGGAUCCUUCAUAAGACCAAAGGCAAGAGGUUCACCUAUAAGUUCAACUUCAACAAACUGGUUUUGGUCAACUACCCGUUUAUCGAUAUGGGUUCCACUGGAAGCAGCGUACCCCAGAGCGCGCCCCCGGUCCCCACCGGCGCAGGCACCCACUUCCGCUUCCCCCCCUCCACGCCCUCUGAGGUGCUCUCGCCCAACGAGGACCUGCGCAGCCCGGGGGGCAUGUUCAGCACCGUGGCGCGACGCAUGGCCCGCGGUUCCGUCAGCGACUGCAGCGACGGCACCUCCGUCAACUCCGAGAUCGAGGAGGGCAACGGGGGAACGGGAGAGGAGAGGGGGGAGAGGGGUGUUGGCGGUGGAGGAGGGGGCCCGGGCGGUGGAGGGAGCUACCGAAGCAUCAUCCAUCCCCGCCUGUCUCAUGAGACCCUUUUCCGCAUGUACGGAGGGCCGGGUAACCCUGCGGCCCACCCAGGGUCCCGCGGUCCCUCGGGACACCGCAUCCACCAGGAGCCCCUGUCCCCCUUCCCCGUGUCCCCUCUCCCUGGACCGCCAGGAGCAAGCCUCUUGGCCCCGCCCCUGUCUCCGGCGCUGUCCAUGACCCCGACGUCUCACCUCCCCUACACUCCCUCGCCCACGCUUUCCCCCAUGCUGGGCUCCCACUUCUCCUUCAACCCAGAAGACAUGAAACGCUACCUGCAGGCCCACACCCAGUCUGUCUACAACUACGGGCUCAGCCCCCGGGCGUUCCUGCAGUACCCCAACAUCGUCAUCCCUCAGCCCCACCGGCCGGCCGCCGACAAGGCCGGCCUGACCGCGGAGCGAGCCGCCGCCGCCGAGAGGGCCGAGAGAGCCGGAGGAGGGGAGAGGGCUGGAGACCGGCACCAUCAUCCGUCUCUGGCUCACUCCGCCCACCACCACACGCAGCCUCCUCACUCCGCCCACGCCCACCCCCACUCCCACCCCAUGCAUCACCCACUCCACCUGGGAGAGGAGCCCCCUCACAUGUCUCCCUUCAAGUUCAAGCUGCAGCCGCCUCCGCUGGGAAGGAAGCAGAGAGAGGGACAAGGCCAGAGCAAACCCAGGCAGAGCUCCCUGUCCUCGGGCUCAGGAUCCGGGUCCAUGUCCUCCACCUCCGGACUCGGGUCCUCGCUGUCCUUCGGCAGCGACCUGAGCUCGGCCAGCGGCUCGGGCGUCAUUUCUGCUUCCUCCUCCACGCAGUCGUUGAACAGCGCCGGACUCCCAAAGAUAAAGGUGGAGCCCAUCUCCGACAUAGAGUCGGAGGAAGAGGUGGAGGUGACGGACAUCAGCGACGAAGACCCAGACGAAAGAGAUAACGAGUUUGAGCUGUUCUCCCUUCGACACUCCAGAGUUCCUAACCAUCAUCAUCAUCACCUCUCCAACGGCGCGGCGGCCGCCCAGCAUCAGCCGCAGGACGAGGACCUGGACGAGGACGUCUUCAAAGCCCCCGCUCCCCCUCCUCCUGGCCUGAUGCCGUUUUUCACCUCUCACCACGCUCACGCCGCCGCACACCGCGCGCUCACCGCCCUGAAGAGCGAGCCGGUCGACCCGGCCGAGGCCACGCCGUCCCAGCCGCCUGCGGCCGGAGCCUCGCAGGGCAAGUGCAUCCCUCUGAAGCUGCGGUUCAAGAGGCGCUGGAGCGAGGACCAGCGCAUGGAGGCCUCGCAGGAAGAGUCGGACGACAAGAAGGUCCGACCCGAGGAGGCCAGGGGGAAGGAGAGGCAGAGCAACGGAUGCGUGGAGAUGGAGGAGGACGGGGCGGGCAGCGGGGAAGGAGACGCAGAGAGCCCUCCGCCGUUAGCUUACGAGGGCUCGCUAACGGUACCCGCGGCGUCACACAGGAGGGUGAGCGCCGAGCUGCACCGCGCCACCGCACAGCUGUCCCUGGAGAAUAAAGACUGCUGAGCCCAGGAGGAGCCCCGACACUACUGCCCCAGCAGGACAGGAGUUUGUAAAUGGUUCCUCCGUAAUCCCACUCCCACACUGACAAACCAGACGACCCACAGCAGAGCCUGAGGAGCCGCGCUCCUCAACCUGACGAUCAGGCCCUCCAUCAUCAACCAGGCAGCACGGCUCCCAUCUCCAGCAGACACACAACUCUGUCCUCAGGAGCAGCGACCCCUGAAACCCACCCAGGACGACCCCAGUGGGUCCGUCCCCCACAGGCCCACGGGACGUCUAAGUGCCUGCAUCAAAGGGAAGAUCAUGUCUUUGUGGGACGAGAAGGAAGGCGAGUUUGAGACUGGUGAGUGGGGCUGCUGGGUGUUUGUCUGGCCCUCUCCACUCAGGGAAGCCUUUUGCUGUAUCUUUAUCGGACCCACACACACACACACACACACACACACACACACAACACACACACGCACACACACAAGCAGCUAACAGCGAACAGGACUUGAGGGACCGUGACAAACUCCCCAACCAAGCAGAGACUUUGACUUUCCCUCAACGUUUAACUUUAACACCGCCCUUCCUCUGCAUUUCCUCCUCUUCUGUUUUUUUCUCUCUCUCUCUCUUGCGGACCACUGACUUUCUCUCCUCGCAAAAAAUCACGUGAACCCCAGGGUGACGUGAGGAGGAGGAGGAAGGAAGGAAGGAUGAAGAAUCACCUGAAGUAGUCUCCUGCUGCGCCGUAGUUCAGCAGCUCGAUCUCGUCUAACGACCGCAGGGGUUAAACUAAACCAGCAAAGACGCUCGCCCAGCACUGCCGUCACAACCCCCCCCCCCCCCCCACACACACACACACACACAGACACACACUGCCGCCGUUCGCCUUCUUUCCGACGCUUGUAAGAUAGAUCAAACUGAGCUCUAACACCACGCACGCAGAGUUUAUCUUUAUAUGUAUUUAAACAGAGACGAUUACUGAGGAAAAAAAAAAACGCUGUUUUGACGACGUAACGGAUUCAGGGGCUGCUUUUUGUUUCUUGGUACGUGGAUCAUUUCCAGAUGGCGUAGUUUCUGGGGGCAGCGGAACGUGGUGGUGGGGUUUUCUUGUAUAUUUGUUUCAUACAUAAACAAAGCGCUCAGGCCAGUCCGCCAGCAGCAGCAGCAGCAGAAGGAAGGAGAAAACCAGCAGACCUGCUAAUGAUUCAGAGCGUUUUGUUGGCUCUGCUGUUCACUUGGUUUUUGCAGUAGCCUGCCCUUUCAGCGUGCAGCGCUCUGUUUUUUUUCCUGUCUGCAGUCUCGCUCGGCUCAGCGGGGUUCUCCCUGGUUGGAGCGGUCCUGGCUGCAGGCCACCCCUCUCUCUCUCUGUCUCUCUCUCUCUCUCUCUCUCUCUCUCUCUCUGUGCAUGCUCUCAGUGUCAGCUCGUGGCUUAUUAGCGAAGCAGCAAUCCUGCACUGUCCACUUGGUGUUAACGCUUCAAAGUUCAGCACAGUUGAGAGAAGGGAUCAGAGGUUACGGUGAGAGGAGACCCCAUCCCGACCGGCUGCUCACUUUUUCACCCACAGACUACCAGGCCGGGGUUUUAUUUUAUUUUUUUCGACUGGCUUUGACGUCCUGCAGCCGCCUGGUUGGUCACCUGUGCGACACGACAGAUCUUUAGCGCUGAACGUUUACGUUACUGUACCUUUGACACCCGGGUAUUGCAUCGUUGUAACAGGGAAAAAGAAAAGGCGCACAGAUUUGAAACUGUUUACGUUUGUAAAUAAAUCUGAAAAGUGUGGUGUGCAUUUGUCGGCGGCGCCAGGCAUCCUGGGAUAUGUCUCUCCCAGCGUUGUACGCCUUUCUCAUCUUCUCAGCCCAAAAAAUAGAAAUUUCCAGCUCUUGUCACAGGUUUUUUUAACUGGAUUUAAGUCUGGGCUUUGACUAGGCCAUUCUAACACAUGAAUGUUGUGAGCUAAAGCAUUGCGUUGUAGCUCUGGCUGCGUGUUUUGGGUUAUUCACCUACUGGAGGAGGAACAUCUUUACAGCCUCCCUGAUGAAUAAAAGCAUUCCCUCAGCAUCAUACUUCCACCUCCAUGCUUCAUUGAUGGGGUUUUCGGGCUGAUCUUUUAGAGGAAGUUAUAUUUCUGCCUUUCGGUUGCUGGGUCUCGUCUAUCUGGGUAAAACUGCAGAUACGACUUCUUUUAGCUCUCAGUUUUCAUAAAGGCCAGAUUUGCAUGACUAGGAGCGCUGUAGAGCUCUGCAGCUCCUCCAGAGUUACCGUCGGCCUCCUGGCUGCUUCUCUGACUCAAAGCCUCUGAUUUUAGAUGGGGGCGGCCAUGUCUGGUCAGGGUUGCUGCUGUGCCAUGCUCUCCAUUUCCAGCUGAUGUGUCUAACAAAGCUCAGCCUUUUAAAGAGCAGCUGGUUUUAUACUGAGGCUAAAUUACACGCAGGAGGACUCCAGUUACCAAUCAAUGACCUCUAAAGAAUAAUUACAAUGAAACAAGGCCGAAGAUAAAUGCACGCCACACCUUUCAGAUUUCCUACCAGGAAAAAACUGCUUUUACGACGGUCUUUCACAUAAACCCCAUGAAAACGUACCAGAGUUUGUGAUUUGUGGGACAACACACACGUUACAAUGGAUGGGUCUGCAGUCUGUCUGUGCGGCUGAGCUGAUUGAAUUUCCCUCGUUAAGACCCCCGGUGUUCUGGACUGAAGCUUGUCACAACACACACCCUUACACCCACCAGGUCGUACGUCUGUAUUUGAGCUGACAGCUGCCUUACUGAACCACAUCUCAGCGACGGACAGCCUCUGCCGCUCUGCGCUCUCACCGCUGAGCGUUCCCUCGCUCAGGGUGCAGAGAGUCAUCCGCAGAGCGCAUCCUGUUACAGGCCUCUACUGUCCAACAGCACAGAUUUUACAUUUCUCUAUUUAAAAAUAAACAAAACAAAAAAAGACUACAGAUUUAUUUGGUUUAUUUUUAUGACGUGACACAUGAACAUAUGGUUAUUGUUGUUUUUAUGGUUCUCAUCGAGUAGUUUACCUCUCCUCCGCCUGGCAUUAUUUCUAUUCCGCGGCUCUGCUACCUGUUGCUUCUUAUGUCGUGAGCAUCACUGUAGAGGGUAUUGAUGAGUUGAACUUCAUUCCCUGUAUUGACUCCUUUCCAGCUUUUAGUUCCUUUUUUUUUUUUUUUUUUUGCUGUUUAAUGUAUUAUAAGUGACAUGUGCGAGAUUAAUUUCAGUGCUGACAGAGAAAUGCCACCCGGGAUGGAGCAGGAAGGGAAGCGGGCGAGGGGUUUUUAUUUCAGGGCACAGAGGGAGUUUUUAAUCCUCUUUUCUUGUCAUUUUAAUUUUAUAAUGUUACUUUUAUCGCUCAUUCUUGUAUAUUUUCCUUGUGUUUUUUUUUUUUUUUUUUUUUUGGGAGGAGGUGUAUGAUUUUAAAAGAAAAAAAAAGUUGUGUUUUACUGUGUAAAGAUCUCCCUCUUUCAUUCUGUUCUCUCUUUUCUCCCCUGAGCUGUUGCGUAACACCUCACACGGAGACAGGAGAGUUAAUACUAUGAUGUAACAUCGAAUUUCUGCGCUUCUUUCAUUGUUUUAUUUUUUUUUUGUUGUUGUUUUUUUUUUUUUUUCAAACUUGUAAUUAAGAUGUAAUCAGGGUUAAUUAAAACCAGUUAAAACCCCAA
Molecule: messenger RNA, 6552 nt
Organism: Fundulus heteroclitus (mummichog)
Lineage: Eukaryota; Metazoa; Chordata; Actinopteri; Cyprinodontiformes; Fundulidae
Gene: erfl3
Product: Ets2 repressor factor like 3
Exons: 5
Coding region: 711-2906 (731 amino acids)
Biological process (GO): cell differentiation; regulation of transcription by RNA polymerase II
Cellular component (GO): nucleus
Molecular function (GO): DNA-binding transcription factor activity, RNA polymerase II-specific; sequence-specific DNA binding
Source: RefSeq, a predicted model, not a curated record